AUGGCCGCUUUCGCUUUCACCAACUGCCCCACUGCCGCCGUCUUUGGCCGCUCUGGUUACAACAAGGACGGUGACGAUGACAAGGACGAGCAAAAGUUGUUUGGCCGUUCUGGCUACAACAAGGAUGGCGACAAUGACGACGAUGACAAGAAGAACUUUGGCCGAUCCGGCUACAACAAGGGCGGCAAGAACGAUGACGACGAGGAGCAAUAA
Pestalotiopsis fici W106-1 is the source of this 213-nucleotide messenger RNA. RefSeq lists its product as uncharacterized. NCBI's taxonomy places the organism in Eukaryota, Fungi, Ascomycota, Sordariomycetes, Amphisphaeriales, Sporocadaceae. The record is from RefSeq and is a predicted model, not a curated record. Bases 1 to 213 code for a protein of 70 amino acids. The transcript has a single exon.